CCUUCCUCCCCGAUCUCUCAGCUGCGCAGCCCCCAGACUCGCUCGCCGGUGGAGGGACCCGGGACGAGCCAGAGCGCGCUGUUAGCCUGAGGAAGCCGGGGGAGACCCGCUGGGCCGGGCAGAGCCGUCAAGAAUAGCGGAGCCUGCCCUGCACGCCCGGGAGCGAAGUGAGAGCGAGGCAGAGUUACGUGAGGCAGCGCAGAGUAAGUGGGCUCGGGUCCGACUCGAGGUCGGGCUCGGGACCGAGACUGGUGGGCCAGGCCCCCGAGCCGGCGUUACCCCCGGUCUGAGGAGCACCGAGCGGACACAGAGGGACGGACCGAGCAAGGACUCAUGGCCUCGCCAUUCCUGCCCGCGGGGGCCACCACGGGCGACAGCGGCGGCGAGCUGAGCUCGGGGGACGACUCCGGUGAUGUAGAAUCCCUUCAGAGCCCCGAGACCGAGGCGUCCGGGAGCCUGACCGAGCUCUUUGAGAAGGCUGCAGCGCACCUCCAAGGCCUGGUUCAAGUGGCCAGCAGGGAGCAGCUCUUGUACCUGUAUGCCAGGUACAAGCAGGUCAAAGUUGGAAAUUGUAAUACUCCUAAACCAAGCUUCUUUGAUUUUGAAGGAAAGCAAAAAUGGGAAGCAUGGAAAGCACUUGGUGAUUCAAGCCCCAGUCAAGCAAUGCAGGAAUACAUUGCAGUAGUUAAGAAAUUAGAUCCAGGUUGGAAUCCUCAGUUACCUGAGAAGAAAGGAAAAGAAGCAAAUACUGGUUUUGGUGGCCCCGUUGUUAGUUCUCUGUAUCAUGAAGAAAUCAUCAGGGAAGAAGACAAAAACAUAUUUGAUUACUGCAGGGAAAACAACAUUGACCAUAUAACCAAAGUCAUCAAAUCGAAAAAUAUGGAUGUGAAUAUGAAAGAUGAAGAGGGCAGAACUCUACUCCAUUGGGCGUGUGAUCGAGGACAUAAAGAACUAGUCACAGUCUUGCUACAAUAUAGAGCUGAUAUUAACUGCCAGGAGUCACUUUCAUGUGUGCGUAUUUCUUUCCCAGGAGACUAUUUGAUAAGAACACUACCGUUACUAAAGGCUUGAAAAAUUGCUGAUUUGUAAAUUUAUGACAUAUCCUUUUGUAGACUGUACCUUCCAAAUAUACAUGUAAUUCUCAGCAUUUUAAGGGCAGAGUUUGUGCUUUAAUUUUGUAUUGCUUUUAAUAUUGAAAUUACUACUAGACUCUUAGACAUUCUGAUGAAAUCUUUCCUUUAUGUUCCCUCAAGCUAAUCAAAACUCAAAAUUUUAGUAAUCAAAGAAGUAAAAGGGUUUUUGUUAUGUCAGAAACAUCAGUUGAAAAUAUAUAGAGUUUUAGGAUUCCCUUAUAAAGGGAAUUAUAAAUCCUUUCUAAAU
Messenger RNA from Panthera uncia (snow leopard), 1380 nucleotides. RefSeq names its product acyl-CoA binding domain containing 6 (gene ACBD6). NCBI's taxonomy places the organism in Eukaryota, Metazoa, Chordata, Mammalia, Carnivora, Felidae. Bases 334 to 1071 code for a protein of 245 amino acids. The record is from RefSeq and is a predicted model, not a curated record. Gene Ontology annotation, molecular function: protein binding; fatty-acyl-CoA binding. The transcript has 7 exons.